UCUUGUAUACUGCAAUAAGUGCAAAUCUCUAUACUCCGCAACAGCAGGCGGCGCUGUGCUGUUGAACCAUUUGUACAGAAGGAAAGGCUUCUCCACACAGGUUGUGUUACGCUAGCUCGCAGAGAUGGCGACGUCUUUGGGUUCCAACACUUAUAACAGACAAAAUUGGGAAGAUUCAGAUUUUCCCAUCCUCUGUCAAACAUGCUUGGGUGAAAACCCCUACAUCCGCAUGUCCAAAGAGAAAUAUGGCAAAGAGUGUAAGAUAUGUGCACGUCCCUUCACUGUGUUUCGCUGGUGUCCUGGGGUCCGGAUGCGCUUUAAAAAGACAGAGGUGUGUCAGACGUGCAGUAAAAUGAAGAAUGUGUGUCAGACAUGCCUUCUGGAUCUGGAAUUCGGCUUGCCAAUUCAGGUUCGAGACACAGGGCUGUCUGUUAAAGAUGAAGUACCAAGAUCAGACGUGAAUAAAGAGUAUUAUACUCAAAACAUGGAGAGAGAGAUAGCUAACUCCGAUGGCACAAGACCUGUGGGGCUUCUUGGUAAAGUACCCGGCCACAGUGAUAUGCUGCUUAAACUGGCUCGUACUUCCCCAUACUACAAGAGGAACAGACCACACAUAUGCUCCUUCUGGGUGAAGGGAGAGUGCAAGAGAGGAGAAGAGUGUCCUUAUAGGCACGAGAAGCCCACUGAUCCCGACGAUCCGCUGGCCGAUCAAAACAUUAAGGACCGUUACUAUGGCACCAAUGAUCCCGUAGCUGACAAACUUCUAAAGCGGGCCACCACCAUGCCCAGACUGGAUAUACCUGAUGACAAAUCCAUCACUACACUUUAUAUCGGAGGCCUGGGAGACGACGUCACAGACUCUGAGCUCAGAAAUCACUUCUACCAAUUUGGGGAGAUUCGUACCAUCACCAUCGUUCAACGGCAGCAGUGUGCAUUCAUCCAGUUUGCCACGCGACCGUCUGCAGAGACGGCAGCAGAGAAAUCCUUCAACAAACUUAUCAUCAACGGCCGGCGUCUUAAUGUUAAAUGGGGCAGGUCACAAGCAGCUCGAGGGAAGGAGAAAGACGGGCAAACGGAGAGUGGAAUCAUGCUGGAGCCAGUGCCUGGACUCCCUGGUGCUUUGCCCCCUCCUCCUUUGUCUGAUGAGGAUACCCCGGCCAACUAUUUUAACCUGGGACCGUCAAGCUCUCCUUCUGUCAUGAACUUCCAGGGACUUCCUCCUCCACCUGGGGUUGCCAUGCCUCCACCUCCUGGUUUCGGUCCUCCUAUGUACCACACCAUGGAUCCCAUGGGCCCACCAAUGCCCCCUCCAAUGGCCAUGAGGCCCCCCGGACAGGUGCACUAUCCUUCCCAGGAUCCUCAGCGGAUGGGCGCCCAUGCAAGUCGCCACGGAGGCCCAUAGAUGGUCAUACAGCUACCUCACUGUUCAGUGCGAAUAAAACAACCCAAGGUUAUGAUGUCGCCACUGGUAUUUUUGAAAUCUGUCUGUCAAUGAGUUGCAGGAGUGAGUUGGAUGGAAUGUGAUGGACAAGCAAGACAGCAAUUUUUUAGACAAUAGAAAAAUACCGGCAUCUUGGACGUUUUUUAUUAAUCUCAGUUUGGAUGUUUCUGAACUUUCGAUCUGUUGUAAAUGGUUUCUGUGUUCCUCAAGAUCUUUCUGACCUGUUACUGGAUUCUGUGUAUUAUAUAUUUAAUAUGAAAUGCAGACAUCAUGGCUUAGAUUAAGUUGCAAUGACCAAUAAUACCAAAGGGGGGCACUGUUGACCAUUACAGGGCACUGCCAACUUUUUUUACCCCAUUGAAAUAUUCCAAUAUACAGUUCUCACCAGUGUCCACCCCAUUUUCCUUUUUUCAUUUAGCAUGUAUCUGUUUUUAUAAUUGCAUAGAUCAAUGUGUUGACCCAAAGUGUUUUUUUAAAUAUACAACUGUCUUAUUGUUGUAAUUAGAAUAAAGAAGCUUCUCAUAUUUAACAAAACUAA
This is a messenger RNA of Triplophysa dalaica, 1979 nucleotides long. It is a transcript of the gene rbm22, whose product is annotated as RNA binding motif protein 22. The record is from RefSeq and is a predicted model, not a curated record. The transcript is spliced from 11 exons. The coding region runs from base 125 to 1402 and encodes 425 amino acids. NCBI's taxonomy places the organism in Eukaryota, Metazoa, Chordata, Actinopteri, Cypriniformes, Nemacheilidae. Gene Ontology annotation, cellular component: Prp19 complex; U2-type catalytic step 1 spliceosome; U2-type catalytic step 2 spliceosome. Gene Ontology annotation, molecular function: pre-mRNA binding; U6 snRNA binding; metal ion binding.